Messenger RNA from Linderina pennispora, 1281 nucleotides. Its product is annotated as kynureninase. The record is from RefSeq and is a predicted model, not a curated record. NCBI's taxonomy places the organism in Eukaryota, Fungi, Kickxellomycota, Kickxellomycetes, Kickxellales, Kickxellaceae. Gene Ontology annotation, molecular function: kynureninase activity; pyridoxal phosphate binding. Bases 1 to 1281 code for a protein of 426 amino acids. Gene Ontology annotation, cellular component: cytoplasm. Gene Ontology annotation, biological process: NAD+ biosynthetic process. The transcript has a single exon.
AUGACCUCGCCCGAGUUCGCGCAGGCCAUGGACGCGCAGGACCCGCUGGCCCACCUGCGCAGCGAAUUCGAAAUUCCAACCAAAGCGCAGGUGACGUCGAACCCGUCGCUGGGCUCCUCGCCCUGCACGUACCUGUGCGGCAACUCUCUGGGGCUUCUGCCUCGGCGCUCCCGUCGCGUCAUCACCGAGGAGCUGGACGAGUGGGCGCACCGCGGAGUGGUGGGCCACCACCGGCACUCGCUGGGGCGGCCGUGGGUGGAGUACCGGCAGCAGGUGGUGGAGAAAAUGGCGCCGCUGUUUGGCGCCAAGCCUGUGGAAGUCGGCGUGAUGAACUCGCUGACGGUCAAUGUGCAUCUGAUGCUGGCAUCGUUCUACAAGCCGACCGCGGAGCGGUUCAAGAUCCUGAUCGAGGCAAAGGCGUUCCCGUCCGACCACUAUGCAGUGGAGUCGCAGAUCCAGUGGCACAAAUUGCCACAGGAGGCGAUGCUGCUGGCCAAGCCGCGCGAAGGCGAACGCACGCUGCGCACUGAGGAUAUCCUGCAGCUGAUCGAGGAGCAGGGAGAGCAGGUCGCAGUGGUGAUGCUGAGCGGCGUGCAGUAUUACACGGGGCAGGUGUUUGAGAUGGAGAAGAUCACCAAGGCCGCGCAAGCCAAGGGCUGUGUGGUGGGAUGGGAUCUGGCCCAUGCGGCAGGCAAUGUGCCGGUGCAGCUGCACGACUGGAAUGUGGACUUUGCGUGCUGGUGUACGUACAAGUACAUGAACUCGGGACCAGGCGGCAUUGCCGGGUUCUUUGUCCAUGAGAGGUACGCACGGGACGCGACCCAGCACCGGCUCACCGGCUGGUGGGCGCACGACGAGAAGACCCGGUUCGAGAUGACCAACGAGUUUGAGCCCAAUACCGGGGCAGCCGGGUUCGAGAUCUCGUGUACGCCGGUGCUGGUGUCAGCGUCGCUGCUGGGCUCGCUGGAGGUGUUUGAGCAGACCAGCAUCCAGGAACUCAGGCAAAAGUCCGAGCUGCUGACCGGGUACCUUGAGCAUCUGCUGCUUACGCAUCUGGGCGACAAGAUCAAGAUCAUGACGCCCAAGGAGCAUCGCGGCGCGCAGCUUUCGGUGCUGGUGCGAACCGAGCUGUUUGACCAGGCGUUUGCCGCGCUGAUGGAUGCGGGAGUUAUCUGCGAUGAGCGUAAGCCCGACUGCAUCCGGCUCGCCCCCGUGCCGCUGUACAACACCUUUGAGGAUGUCUGGGUGUGCGUCGAAGUAUUGCGCAAGGCUCUGGCAUAG